Molecule: messenger RNA, 3700 nt
Organism: Fundulus heteroclitus (mummichog)
Lineage: Eukaryota; Metazoa; Chordata; Actinopteri; Cyprinodontiformes; Fundulidae
Gene: usp38
Product: ubiquitin specific peptidase 38
Biological process (GO): ubiquitin-dependent protein catabolic process; protein deubiquitination
Cellular component (GO): nucleus; cytosol
Molecular function (GO): cysteine-type deubiquitinase activity; cysteine-type endopeptidase activity
Source: RefSeq, a predicted model, not a curated record
GUUACGUUUUACGGCAGGGGUGAUUGUUUUUCGGCACAAAACCAGUUGUUGGCAGUUGGGAUGACGGUAGUGGAAGGUUAAUCAGCUGAUUUUGAACGCUGGAAUGAAACCAAAAUAAAACGGAUUUUUCUGUGAGAAGAUUUUUGACUCGGCCCGGGAGCUGUUCUGCUUAGUUUGGGGUGUGUUGUCAUGCUACAUCCAGGUCGACGUCAUGGACAAGAUUCUGGAGGGCCUGAUCAGCUCCGACCACUCUGUUCCGGUGAAGAGGGCCAUAGUGAAGAAGGUCGUGGAAGCGGCGGAGAACGACUUGACGAGGGAGCAGUGCCGAGCGCUCUUCACGCUCACGACCCGCCUCGUCUUGCUCGGCGACGAUCCCUUCCAGAGGCAGAUCGGCCUGCAGGUUCUCGAGGCCUACGCGCGCUACCACCGGCCCGAGUUUGAGCUCUUCUUCAGCAAAGACUUUGUGCUCAGCCUGCUCCAGCAGGGCUACGGGGAGCUGGACCACCGGGACCCGGCCAUCAUAGACUACAUCCACUGCUGCCUGCGGCUGCUCAUCAGCUGCCCCUCGGUGCUGGAGACCUUCAGCGUGAUCCAGGUGGAGGUCCUGAGGAUGGUGUGCGAGCGCCCCGAGCCGGCGCUCUGCGUCCGACUCAGCGCCUUGCUCUCAGACUUUAUGCAGUGCAUCCCGAGGGACAAGUCGGGCGUGCUGUUCUGCCAGCAGCUGGUGCGGACCAUCAGCUGCUUUCAGUGCUUCGCCAGCGAGGAGCGGGAGCUGAGAGAGUACGUGGGCCAGGUGACCAAGGUCGGCACGCUGCUGCAGAACAUCUGGAAGGCCGAGCCAGCCACGCUGCUGCCCUCGCUGCAGGAGGUCUUCGCUAUUAUCUCCUCCACAGACCCAUCCUUUGACCCAUCUAUCGCCCUGGCCAGCCUGGUCCAACACAUCCCAGUACAGAUGAUCACGGUGCUCAUCAAGAGCCUCACCACAGACCAGAACGUCAGAGAUGCCAGCAUGACCAAAGCUCUCUGCAGAAUGAUCGACUGGUUGUCUUGGCCUCUGGCCCAACACGUGGACACCUGGGUCAUCGCGCUGCUGAAAGGACUGGCUGCAGUCCAGAAGUUUACUAUCCUCAUAGACGUCACUCUGCUGAAAAUUGAGCUGGUGUUUAGCCGCCUGUGGUACCCUAUUGUGCGGCAGGGGGCGCUAGCUGUGCUUUCCCACAUGCUGUUGAGCUUCCAGCACUCCCCUGAGGCCUUCCAUUUGGUUGUUCCACAUGUGGUGCCUCUGGUUCAUUCUCUAAAGACAGACGGCCUCCCCACCAGCCAAGCUUUCCUGCUGCAGUUCACUGAGCUCAUACACUGCAUGAUGUAUCAGUACUCCGGCUUCCCCGACCUCUAUGACCACAUCUUGGAAGCCAUCAAGGACCUUCCGAAGCCGUCAGAAGAGAAGAUCAAGUUGGUGUUGAAUCAAAGUGCCUGGACGUCCCAGUCUAAUUCGUUCGCUUCUGGGUUACUGAGGCCAGCCGGGAAGUCUGAGACGGGAAGGACGGGCCUGAUCAACCUGGGGAACACCUGCUACAUGAACAGCAUCAUCCAGACCCUCUUUAUGGCGACAGAUUUCAGGAGGCACGUCUUAUCGCUGCAUCUAAACGGCUCCAACACGCUAAUGAAGAAGCUUCAGCUCCUCUUCGCCUUCCUGGCACACACGCAGAGGGCGGCGUACGCGCCCAGAAACUUCCUGGAAGCGUCUCGUCCUCCUUGGUUCAACGUGGGCUCGCAGCAGGACUGCUCAGAGUAUCUCAGAUUUCUGUUAGAAAGGUUACACGAAGAGGAGAAAACACUUCACGUCUUGGAGUCAGCCAAGCCAAAAGUCGAUCCAGUCAACACGGACCCGACCGCUCAGACGUCCUCUGAAGACCACCAGGACGGCCGUUUGGUUCAAGCGGGGAAUCAACCUGCAAACGACGGGAGGACUUUAAUAGAACGGAUGUUUGGUGGAAAGCUGAUCACGGGCAUCCGCUGCAUGCAGUGUAACGGCAUGUCUGAGAAAGAAGAGCCUUUUACAGACUUAUCUUUGGCCUUUUGUCCAUCCGCCUCCUCUCAGGGCAGCCCUAACGCGGAGCGGCCGUCGGUGGAGGCCAGGGUGCUCUGUCAGGGAUCUGUCAAUGGCGGCAGCGAAGCGCCCGAGUCCGGCUCCAGCAGCAGCCCGGCUGCUAACGUUCAGUACGAGCCGGCGACAAACGAGCCCCCGCUGUCCGUGCCUGACCUGGUCAACUAUUUUCUGGCCCCCGAGAUCCUCGACGAGGACAACGCCUACUUCUGCGAGAAGUGCAUUUCCCUGCAACGAGCCGAGAGGACCAUGAAGGUGGUCACCGCGCCCGAGUACCUCAUCCUCACCUUGCUCCGCUUCUCCUACGACGCCAAAAGCCACGUGCGCAAGAAGAUUCUAGAGAACGUCGUCAUCCCGAAAGCUCUGCGGCUCCCCGUUCACGCCGCUUCGCCGCCCGGCCGCUGGUCCUCCACCGCCGCCUGCCCUUCGCAAGUUGACGCCGCUGAGAGCAGCGAGAACCUGGCCAAGAAGCUCAAACCCUCCCAGGGCGAAGAAGAAGAGGAGAGGAAGUUGAGGAUAGACGAAGCUGAGGAGAUGGACAGAGGAAGUGGAGCCCACAUCCAAUCGGUGCCCUACAUGCUCAGCUCUGUAGUGGUGCAUUCAGGUGUAUCGUCUGAGAGCGGCCAUUACUACUCCUACGGCCGGAACAUCAACGGCGCUGAUGGGACGCAGCGUCCAGCGGGCCGCUCUCCCGUCAAAGAGGGCGCGGAGGCCGGCCCGGCUGCUUCCGCCCUCUGCACGUCCGAGCAGGCGGACGCCUCGCCCGCCAACGGGCCGGAGGCGAGGGACUGGCUCCUGUUCAACGACAGCAGAGUGACGUUCACCUCCUUGCAGUCGGUGCAGAACAUCACCAGCCGCUUCCCCAAAGACACGGCUUAUGUGCUCAUGUACCGGAAGCAGGAGCUCCCGGGGCCGAACGGGAGCGAGGGCCACGCGGCGAACGGGACGAGACUGAGCGCCGAGCCCCCGCUGCAGAAAGAGCUGCUGGACGCUAUUAUCAAAGACAACAAGCUGUUUCUGCAGGAGCAGGAGCUCAGCGCCCGGACCCAAGCUCUCCAGGCCUCCGCGUCCUCGUGCUCGUUCAGGCCAAACGGUUCGGAUGACAACAACCCACCAGGGAGCUGCGGCCCAUCUGGAGGAGGCGGCGGAGGAGGAGGAGGAGGAGGAGGGGGCUUCAACACCAUUAGCAGACUGGUCUUCUGAAAGGAAAUGACGUGCAGCGUGAGACUCGCAUGAGCUGAUCACGCGAGAGGCUGGACGGUCCUGCUGUGUACAGAGAAGAAGAGCGCUGACGUAAUUUAAGAGCACCCACACAGGCCGGCUAUCAGGAAACUGACUCCGGUCCUUUGGUUUCUUACAUCCUAUGCGUUUGGUUAGAUGUGUUUUUCAACUUUCUUCUUUUUUUUUUUUGUUUAAUCAUUUAAUGAUUCAUAUCUUCUCUGAUUUGCAAAACCUUUCAGUUUCUUUCAUAUGAGUGGAUGAUCAUUUUAUAUACAGUUAAAGCCAGCUCUUUACACACAGUAUUAAAAGACACAUAACCUUUUAUUCUCGCAAAACAUUAAAUGACGAGUUUACUUUCUUCAAAUUUUGACG